AUGUCACACCAGGAUAUUGUGACGCAGGUGAACCCGGGCGAAAACGGGUUCACGCAUGCGCAGGACGAGAUUAUGGACGACUACAACACGGAGAUCAAGAUGAACAUGCGGGGCCACAUGUUCACGAUCACGCGGGACGACUUGAUGGCGUUGCCCGAGUCGAUCCUCCUCUGCUUGUUCCCGAACGGGAUCUUUGUCGGGAUGGACGGGAACGUGAUCACGAACUUGACGGAGGACGACAUUGUGUACGUGAACUUUGCGCCCGAGUGCUUCCAGUACAUCUGCCGAAUAUUCGACACGGCGGUGAGGGACCUGCACGUGCUGAGCCAGCUGCAGCAGCAGCAGUACUACGACAUCAACGACCCGAACAUCCUCAACGACAGACCCUCGAUCAUCGUCUUGCGGGAGGACCUCGACUACUACUGCAUCCCGCCCGUGAAGAACCUCGGCGUCGAGCAGAUGCGCCACAUCAAGUACGUGGUCGGGCACAAGCUCCUCGAGCACCAGAAGAUCUUCGAGGGCCUUGGGUUCGUCGCCGGCAAGCAGCUGCGUCCGGCCGAGCAGCACUUGAUGGACAUGCUCUGCAGCUCCGGCUUCGCCCACGACGGCGAGUGGGGCCACCGCUCGCUCGAGCCGGGCAAAACCGUGAUCUUCUCCUUGACGCUGGCACGUCUCAACAACGGCACCACGGGCACCGCCGCCACCUCCGCCUCGGGCACCCCCUCCGACUCCCCCCAGCUCGCCCCGACCUCCUCCAACGCCUCGCUUCUCAGCGAGAAGGACGCCGACCGCGGCCGCAACAAGGACAAGCGCAAGUCCCGCCUCAGCACCUUGGCCCACUCCAUCUCCCGGGCCGGCUCCAAGGUCAGGCAGAAGGCCAACCCGAACAACACCAAGCUCCUUCUCUUCUGGCGCAAGCCCGCCCGCAAGUGCUGGUGGACCGACAACAUCGUCACCGUCGACAUCGGCGACCUCGGUCUCCAUGACUCCGACGGCAACCCCAUGCGCCACACCCGCAUCAAGGUCCACAUCCGCCGUGUCUGGACUCUCGAGCUCUCCAUCAUCGGCCUGCAGUAA
Messenger RNA from Pichia membranifaciens NRRL Y-2026, 1077 nucleotides. RefSeq lists its product as hypothetical. The coding region runs from base 1 to 1077 and encodes 358 amino acids. Lineage: Eukaryota; Fungi; Ascomycota; Pichiomycetes; Pichiales; Pichiaceae. The record is from RefSeq and is a predicted model, not a curated record. The transcript has a single exon.